Molecule: messenger RNA, 29753 nt
Organism: Coregonus sp. 'balchen'
Lineage: Eukaryota; Metazoa; Chordata; Actinopteri; Salmoniformes; Salmonidae
Source: the annotation of a GenBank genome assembly
GGGAGAGAGAGAAACGCGACUGGGGUGUCGGUGGGAGGGAUUAUUCCUAGUACGUCCAUCGAUUUUCAAAGUCUACAUUUUCAGUUAGGUUAAGUAGUAGAUUCAGGUUCACUCUCAUCAUAGUCUAUCCAAGAGCGCACGGACGGGCACGGGAGCGCACCGCAUCCCAACCGUCGCUUGUACCACCACUCGCACCUGAUGAGAAACAUCUUAGUUCCCAUCCUGAAUACACAAACUGCCAGUUUAGUUGCGCAAACGCUGCGGAGGAGCUUCAUAAAUCGGAGUUGAGUUCGUUGGUUUUCUAUUAUUUAAACACCUGACUAAGUUUGACCAUUUGGAGAAAAAUUCGAACAUCAUUCCAAGACCAAUCCAGUUGGAUUUAAAGUUAUGGCAUUAUCAAUGCUGCGCAGCGGUUUGCUUUUGCUGUGUCUGACAACUAUCCAUACUUGCCAUGGUGGCGGACAGGUUUGUAGUCUUCGCACCUUAUCAUCUGUGUAUGGUAGGCAACAUGUUUAUUACGCUUAGAUAUGCGUAAUUUUGAAGAAUAUUUUGGUGGAAAAGUUAUUGUUUUUUUCCUCAACAACAACCCAUGUUGCAAAAGUUACUCUAGGCUACAGUUAAUUAGCUCUCUUCAGAGCUCUUUAUGUUACGGUCAGUAAAGGAGGCUACAUUAACACGUAUUAAAAUGUCUUGCAGUGUUUUGUUAACUGUAAACGUAGUCCUUCGUGUUCUUCCUCAGACAAAACAAACCAUAACUUGGAAUUGCUAUCCAUCCCUGGUAUGUUCUAAUGUAAAAAGGUUUAGCCAUGAUUUGAACAUGUAGGCUAUUAUUGUCCAUGUCCUCAUCACAAAUGAGUAAGGACUGUGUUUACAGGAUUAAACAAAUAUCCCAUUGAGGAAGGGAAAUUACACAUUGAAAGUUUAUAAGAUGGAAGCCAUGAGCACUGACUCAUGGAUGCCUUUUGGCAUCUUUGGCCAGGAGUCUAAAACAAGCCAUCUGGAUAUGAGUCCACUGUGUGUGUGUGUGUGUGUGUGUGUGUGUGUGUGUGUGUGUGCAGGGCUCCAGAUUGCGACCAUUUAGUUGCAUUUUAGUUCAAUUUGUAAUUGGUUGCAUCAGUGCGAACUCCACAUUCUACAUGGUCACCUCACUCAAAACGUUCUAUUUUUUAGGAGGCUAAAAUCAUGAUUUGGUCAAACAGUAAAGUUCAUUAUCCUCAUUGCUGUAAUGACAGUGUCUGCCUGCCAUCUACGUCUUUCGCUGGGGCCUGCUGCUGUGUGGAGCGAGUGUUCUGAUUGCAUAACAUGUAAAAAAAAAAUAUUGGGGGGAAACACCGCAGUCAACUGUCUCAGCUCUCAAUUUUGAGCUCAAUUGCAACUAUUUUACAAUAUAUUUUAUAUGGUUUGCGAUAGGCCUAUGGAGCUCGAAAAAUGCGCAUUGGCCAUUGAGAUUGCAUAGGCCUCAUUGGGCGGUAGGCUACAUCUGCAGUUUGUUUUGGACAUUGCACAUUUACUGUUAGAUUUAACAUUUAGAGUUAGCAAUCUAGCUAAUGUGUUUUGAGUUUCCACUUACUCAGGUGGUGAAUUAGCCCCAAAUAUACUGUAUUAGCCUAUGAUAUUAGUACACAUAAAGAUGCAGGCAAAUUCAUCUCCAUUGAACAAAAACAAACCAGAACAUUCUGGAGCCCUAUUUUAACAGUAAAAUAUAACCACAAUAGCAUGAUUGUCAACCCAAAGUGCAAGACAAUCACUGGAUUAGGUUGCACAUAAAAAUAUUUUGAAUAACAACAUGAAAAGAUGAUGAAACAACUUAUUUCUUGAAUAGCAUCUCAGUAGUCUAUUAUACAUUUUAAUAAAGCACUAUGAAUUACUUUAUAAGAUGAGACAAAUGUUUUCUAUUGAGUCACGUUGCAGAUUUUUUUGGGUGCGACCAAAUCAUGGGCUGGUGCCAUCAGGGGAAAAAUGUUAGUCUGAGCCCAUGUUUGUGUGUGUGUGUGUGUGUGUGUGUGUUGCUAGGAUGGAUAUGAGUCCACUACUGUGUCAGUUGGUGGCAUUUCCCUUUAGCCUGGGGGAGAGAUGUCAAAGAAAAUAAAAGAGCACAGGGAAAAAGUCUUAUUGAAACAUAGGGCCUACUCUUGGGAAAUGCCCCUCUGAGAAUGUACCUUUGUAAGGGCAGUUCUGCCUCAAGGGCAGAAUCAAUGUGAUUGGUUAAGUUUAGGAAAGUUAUUCCAGUACUCACUGUGGGCAUUGAUUGUCAUUUCAAGUAUGUAAGGUAUGCCCUCACUUGAGAAAUUACACUUUUCUACAGACUUGUUAAAUAUGAUUGAAAAGGAUUAGCAAACAGCCAUUUAUUUCACUGUUCUCUGAGAAUGCUCUCAAAUAGCUCACUGCUCAUGGCAUCCAGGCUAUGUGCUGAAGCUGAAUACAAAGCUGGUCCAUUCGGGGUUUGUUAUCCAAGGAGUCUGUAGGUGUAUCCCAAAUGGCACCCUAUUCCCUAUAUAGUGCAUUACUUUGAAUUGGCAUUGGUCAAAAGUAGUGCACUACAUAGGGAAUAGGGUGUCAUUUGGGACGCAACCUGUGUCUUUCCUGCCUUGUAAAUAGACAGAGCGCCAGGGUUUUGGACAGAGGUCUCACUGACAGACAUCUGUCAAACAGCUUUGGUGCAGCUGCUGUAUUGUCUGACACUGGAGAAGAAGGAUAACAGAGAGAAACAGAGAGAGACAGUGAGAGGUGCAUGGUGUGGCGGCCUCUCACAUGUUCCUCCAGGUGAAUGCCAGGAGGGGUUGGAGGGCUAGCGGAGACAGCUGUGGAUAGAAGGGUUCACAUGGGUUACUGACUGUACGGGAGGAAUCCUGUGUAUUACUUUAGAAGUAGUGUACACACAUCCAGUAACUUUAAGGGGCAGGUGCACUGUAUUGACCAAAAGGUCGUUGUCCGGUUCUUUCUUUCAGGAAUUCUGGGUAGGACUUACAGUGGGGAAAAAAGUAUUUAGUCAGCCACCAAUUGUGCAAGUUCUCCCACUUAAAAAGAUGAGAGAGGCCUGUAAUUUUCAUCAUAGGGACACGUCAACUAUGACAGACAAAUUGAGAAAAAAAAAUCCAGAAAAUCACAUUGUAGGAUUUUUUAUGAAUUUAUUUACUAUUGGCUCUCACAGACCUGUAACUUCUUCUUUAAGAGGCUCCACCGUCCUCCACUCGUUACCUGUAUUAAUGGCACCUGUUUGAACUUGUUAUCAGUAUAAAAUACACCUGUCCACAACCUCAAACAGUCACACUCCAAACUCCACUAUGGCCAAGACCAAAGAGCUGUCAAAGGACACCAGAAACAAAAUUGUAGACCUGCACCAGGCUGGGAAGACUUAAUCUGCAAUAGGUAAGCAGCUUGGUUUGAAGAAAUCAACCGUGGGAGCAAUUAUUAGGAAAUGGAAGACAUACAAGACCACUGAUAAUCUCCCUCGAUCUGGGGCUCCACGCAAGAUCUCACCCCGUGGGGUCAAAAUGAUCACAAGAACGGUGAGCAAAAAUCCCAGAACCACACGGGGGGACCUAGUGAAUGACCUGCAGAGAGCUGGGACCAAAGUAACAAAGCCUACCAUCAGUAACACACUACGCCGCCAGGGACUCAAAUCCUGCAGUGCGAGACGUGUCCCCCUGCUUAAGCCAGUACAUGUCCAGGCCCAUCUGAAGUUUGCUAGAGUGCAUUUGAAUGAUCCAGAAGAGGAUUGGGAGAAUGUCAUAUGGUCAGAUGAAACCAAAAUAUAACUUUUUGGUAAAAACUCAACUCGUCGUGUUUGGAGGACAAAGAAUGCUGAGUUGCAUCCAAAGAACACCAUACCUACUGUGAAGCAUGGGGGUGGAAACAUCAUGCUUUGGGGCUGUUUUUCUGCAAAGGGACCAGGACGACUGAUCCGUGUAAAGAAAAGAUGAAUGGGGCCAUGUAUCGUGAGAUUUUGAGUGAAAACCUCCUUCCAUCAGCAAGGGCAUUGAAGAUGAAACGUGGCUGGGUCUUUCAGCAUGACAAUGAUCCCAAACACACCGCCCGGGCAACGAAGGAGUGGCUUCGUAAGAUGCAUUUCAAGGUCCUGGAGUGGCCUAGCCAGUCUCCAGAUCUCAACCUUAUAGAAAAUCUUUGGAGGGAGUUGAAAGUCCGUGUUGCCCAGCGACAGCCCCAAAACAUCACUGCUCUAGAGGAGAUCUGCAUGGAGGAAUGGGCCAAAAUACCAGCAACAGUGUGUGAAAACCUUGUGAAGACUUACAGAAAAAGUUUGACCUGUGUCAUUGCCAACAAAGGGUAUAUAACAAAGUAUUGAGAAACUUUUGUUAUUGACCAAAUACUUAUUUUCCACCAUAAUUUGCAAAUAAAUUCAUUAAAAAUCCUACAAUGUGAUUUUCUGGAUUUUUUUUCUCAUUUUGUCUGUCAUAGUUGACGUGUACCUAUGAUGAAAAUUACAGGCCUCUCUCAUCUUUUUAAGUGGGAGAACUUGCACAAUUGGUGGCUGACUAAAUACUUUUUUCCCCCACUGUAUUUGUUAUUACAUUGGUCUUGUUGGGAGCACAGACAGUCAUCUGUGUGGAGUUGGAUUGGGAUUUGUUUAUAACUCUUUAGUUUAGCUUUAUUUUAUUUUAUUUGACCUCAUAACCAGGUGGCCACAUUCAUAUACUAAUAAUACCAUGAUAUGCAUGUUAUUGGGUCUUGUUGGGAGCACAGAUGGUCAUCUGUGUGGAAUAGGAUUUUGAUUUGUUUUGAUCUCUGAACUCACAACCAGGUCACUACAUUACUAUAAUAAUACUACAAUGAUAUAAAUGUUAUUGGUCUUGUUGAAAACACAGACAGUCACCUGUGCAGCUGUGAAAUUGGAUUGGGAUUUGUUUUGGCGACGGUUGUUUGGCGAAUGUCAAUAUUUGUAACCACAGCCACCACAGAACCCACCCACCACCAGACAUUUCAAAGUUGGAUUUGGCCUGCGUCCCAAAUGGCAACCUAUUCCCUACACUCUUAGAAAAAAAGGUGCGAUCUAGAACCUAAAAGGGUUCUUCGGUUGUCCCCAUAGGAUAACCCUUUGAAGAACCCUUUUUGGUUCCAGGUAGAACCCUAUUGGGUUCCAUGUAGAACCCUUUCCCCAGAGGGCUCUACAUGGAACCCAAAAGAGUUCUACCUGGAACCAAAAAGGGUUCUACCUGGAACAAAAAAGGGUUAUCCUACGGGGACGGCCAAAUAUCCCUUUUGGAACCCUUUUUUCUAAGAGUGUAUAUAGUGCACUACUUUUGACCAAGGCCCAUAGUGCUCUGGUCAAAAGUAGUGCGCUAUAUAGGGAAUAGGGUGCCAUUUGGGACGUAGCCUUGGCGUUGAUCGGGUGAUGUCAUGAACUACCACAGCUGCGCUUGGGUUGUUAAAUCAUACCUGCCUCUUCUCAUAUGUUAUGACGAUUACACGUACUGUGGAUUUUAUUGAUUUAUUGAAGCUUGCUCAUUUUAAUUGCGUAAUAAUACUGUCAUACUGCAAAUCAUGGUUUAUUUAUAUGCAAAGACAAAGAACAAAAUAAGUUGUGGCUUGUAAAACUGAAAGCCAGCACUCCCUAGUUUCACAUUCAUUGUUUUCCAGAACUGCAUGGACAAACACCACCAAGCACCAUAUACAUGUUCUUCAUGUUGUUUUCGUGUUUGACCAGUUAUAUUUGUAUUUAACUUCAUCUUAUGUUAACAUCACAGGAGGCUGCUGAGGGGAGAACGGCUCAUAAUAAUGGCCGGAACAGAGCAAAUGGAAUGGCAUCAAACACCUGGAAACCGUGUGUUUGAAGUAUUUGAUACCAUUCCACUCCAGUCAUUAUCACGAGCCCGUCCUCCCCAAUUAAGGUGACACCAACCUCCUGUGGUUAAUAUGUACUGUAUGUGUCUCUCUGUCUCUAGAACUGCAUGGAUAAACACCAGGUGGUUGGUGUUCUCCGUCAAAUGGAGAAGUUUCUGAAGGGACAGGAGAUGAGGUUCACAGAGGGACUACGCAUCAUGAAGUCCAAACUGGCAACCUUACAGAACUCUGUCUCCAAGCUGCCUCAGGCCGAUCAGUCAGCUGGUGAGUAGACAGAGAGGAUAACCAUUCUCCACCACUCUGCAGCACCUGAAAUGAAGCUCUUAUAUAGCCAUGUACAGAUCAGCCUAGGGGUUCUUUACGCUAUCUUGCUCUCUUACUCUAUCUCUAACUCUCUCUCUCCUCUAUAGCAGCUGAUCAAUGAUUCAUCAAUAGAGAAGAAAAUUGGAGCACAUUGAAGGACAAUGGAAGUAGAUUUCAGAAAUUCUUCUUUAUUAUUAAAACCAGCAAUCUACUUCAAUUGUCUUUCGAUUUACUCCACUUUUCUCCUCUAUUUAUGCACCUUGGUUAGAGAGCCACAUAGCCUAAAGAUCACCUAGCCUGGGCCUGGCCUACUUCCAUUGUCCUUAAGAGUGGCUGAAUAUUCGUCUCUCUACUGCGGAGACAUAACAUCCUAACCAGAGGGGAAGGGGAGGAGUGUUAUCGGCUAGGGAGUAGUGUGUGGUCUACCAUCAUUGACUUUUGGGGAAAUGAUUGUAUUGUUUACUUGUUUACCAUAAUGUGCAUUGAUGGGAUCCACAUUCCCCCUUCCUGGUGUUGUGGUCACUAAAUCAACAAAAUAAGGAAACCGUUAGAUUUGAAGGUUUAGCUUAAAGUUCAAGUUUCCCACUGAAACCCAAGCUUCUACAUAGCACUUAAAUGACAUGUGAACUCUCUUCGACCUGCUGUUGACCCUUUAGUACAUAAACCUCAGGAAGUGUAUUGGGUCAAUGUGGAAAUCGUUGGUCUUGUAGUGGUUUUGUGCUUGUCCAAACAGUUUACCUCUGUCCUUUUGGAUCAACGUUUUUUCCUCACCAGACAACAAGUUAGGUUCAUCAGGGAUUUCUAUCAAAUUUAGCGAUAGCAAGUUCUAUUCUAUUAUUUUCAAUUCUAUUCUAUUUAAUUAUAUUAUAUUCCUGUGAAAAUGGAUGAAUAGAGUCAUUCAUCAGCUGCUAUAUUGAGGAGAGAGAGAGAUAGAAAGAUAGAGAAAGAGUAAAAGAGAACGAGAGAGAGAGAAAGAGAGAGAGAGAGAGAGAGAAAGAAUGCUCUCAUUUACAGCUCUUGGCAGCACAGGGAAAAGUAGAUACAAUACAUUUUCAGGCAACGCAAUCACUGUCCGGAGUCUGGACGAAAGAAAAACAGAUCAGAACGAAAAAUACUGUACUGCACUGUACUGUACCCCUGUUCUUUAUUGGUCGGUGAUUGUGUAUAUGGCUGUGAACCGUACAUGGAAAUGUUUUCCUCAAAAAUAAUCUCAUGAAGGAAACUAGCCACUGUUUAGCCAUGUGCUUGCAAUUACUUUAAAGAUCUCUCUUCUCCUGUUUCUGGUGUUGUAUAGUUAUACUGAGUGUACAAAACAUUAUGAACACCUGCUCUUUCCAUGACAUAGACUGACCAGGUGAAUCCAGGUGAAAGAUAUGAUCCCUUAUUGAUGUCACUUGUUAAAUCCACUUCAAUCAGUGUAGAUGAAGGGGAGGAGUCAGGUUAAAUAAUUAUUUUAAAGACUUGAGACAAUUGAGACGUGGAUUGUGUAUGUGUGCCGUUCAGAAGGUGAAUGGGCAAGACCAAAAAAUGAAGUGCCUUUUAACGGGGUAUGGUAGUAGGUGCCAGGCGCACCGGUUUGUGUCAAGAACUGCAACGCUGCUGGGUUUUUCACGCUCAACAGUUUCCCGCGUGUAUCAAGAAUGGUCCACUACCCAAAGGACAUCCAGCCAACUUGACACAACUGGAAGCAUUGGAGUCAACAUGGACCAGCAUCCAUGUGGAACACUUUCGACACCUUGUAGAGUCCAUGCCCCAACGAAUUGAGGAUGUUCUGAGUGCAAAGGAAUAUUAGGUAAUUGUUCUUAAUGACCUAGAGUAUGUGGACAACUACAAAUACCUAGGUGUCUGGUUAGACUGUAAACUCUCCUUCCAGACUCACAUUAAGCAUCUCCAAUCCAAAGUUAAAUCCAGAAUCGGCUUCCUAUUUCGCAACAAAGCCUCCUUCACUCAUGCUGCCAAACAUGCCCUCGUAAAACGGACUAUCCUACUGAUCCUUGACUUCGGCGAUGUCAUUUACAAAAUAGCCUCCAACACACUACUCAGCAAAUUGGAUGUAGUCUAUCACAGUGCCAUCCGUUUUGUCACCAAAACCCCAUAUACUACCCACCACUGUGACCUGUACGCACUUGUUGGCUGGUCCUCACUACAUAUUCGUCGCCAAACCCACUGGCUCCAGGCCAUCUAUAAAUCACUGCUAGGCAAAUCCCUGCCUUAUCUUAGCUCAUUGGUCACCAUAGCAACACCCACCCGUAGUAUGCGCUCCAGUAGGUAUAUCUCACUGGUCAUCCCCAAAGCCAACACCUCCUUUGGCCGCCAUUCCUUCCAGUUCUCUGCUGCCAAUGACUGGAACGAACUGCAAAAAUCUCUGAAGCUGGAGACUCUUAUCUCCCUCACUAACUUUAAGCAUCAGUUGUCAGAGCACCUUACCGAUCACUGCACCUGUACACAGCCCAUCUGAAAUUAGCCCACCCAACUACCUCAUCCCCAUAUUGUUAUUUAUUUUGCUAAUUUGCACCCCAGUAUCUCUAUUUGCACAUAAUCUCUUGCACAUGUAUCAUUCCAGUGUUAAUACUAAUUGUAAUUAUUUUGCACUAUGGCCUAUUUAUUGCCUUAUCUCCAUAACUUGCUACAUUUGCACACACUGUAUAUAUAUUUUAUAUUUUCUGUUGUAUUUUUGACUUUAUGCUUUGUUUUACCCCAUAUGUAACUCUGUGUUGUUGUUUUUAUCGCACUGCUUUGCUUUAUCUUGGCCAGGUCGCAGUUGUAAAUGAGAACUUGUUCUCAACUGGCUUACCUGGUUAAAUAAAGGUGAAAGAAAAUGUUUUGUACACUCAGUGUUUAUUAUCCCAUUAAAUUUGAUUUAAAAAAUCCCUUGAAUUAAUGAAUGCAUAAGGGUGGGGGAGGUUCUUACUGUGCUUUCAAUUUUAGUUCAAAAUUGAAAGCACAGUAAGAACAUUCCCUGCGUUUAACUGUACAAACAUAUGCCUGAAAGAUGAGGUAUGUUGGUUAUGUAUCAAAAUGCUGCUUCCUGCCAUACCUGUGUUCUAUAGCGGAUUUAACCUGCUACUUACAGUAUUUCCAUACAAUUUUACUUUGGGAGGUACAGUAUUAUGCAAUAGACAGGGUGUGGGGUGUUUAUCCCAAAAGCGUAGGCUGUACUGUACUAGGGGUCAAACGUCUUUAUUUUGAUACAGAUUUAGAAAAGCAGCACAUACUGAUCUAAUUACAUUAACACCUUGGCUUUCAAUUGUAAGUAGUAGGCUAAAUCCGCUAUAGAACACAGGUAUGGCAGGAAGCAGCAUUUUGAUACAUAACCAACAUACCUCAUCUUUCAGGCAUAUUUUUGUACAGUUAAACGAAUGGGAACAUUUGAUCAGUGGGUAAUUACAUUAACACCUUGGCUUUCAAUAAUGUACAUUUGUGGGAUUCUUUUCUAUUAUUGAUGCCAUUUUAUUCUUUAUGGGCCUAGUUUCUCUCAAUAAAAUGGUGAUUUGUUGAGAACUAUUUGAAGUAGCUGUUUUAUUUAGUUUUAGAGCUGGUAUUGUUGGUUUCCCCUCGCCUCCAGAACGGCUAGUAGCAGUAAUCUGUUGGAUUAAAUGAGGCAUUGCGUCAGUCUUUUCCCAUGAAGUGGUCCGAGAGUCCUACAGUACCAACAGUACCCGGUUGACAUGUGUAUGUCCUCAGGCACUAAAUACCACAGGAUGCUGGGUGCACGACUCCAUAUGCAUACAUGUCUGACAAUCUUCUCUCUCCUUCUCUCUUCCUCCCCCUCUCUCCCUCUACCUCCCUCUGUCCUCCCUCCCUCCCUCUUCUCUCUCUACCUCAGCUCCCUCUGUAUGCCCCUCCCUGGAAGCCCCUGUCCACGGGCAGAAGUUUGGCUCCAAGUACUUCAUCGGUCAUGAGGUCCAUUUCACCUGUUCCCAUGGUUACCAUCUGGUGGGCCCCGGGACACGUGUGUGUCUGGAGAACGGGAGUUGGAAUGGUGUCAACACCAUCUGUAAAGGUACAUUACUGUCUGUCUGUCUGUCUGUCCAAAUAGGCAAUAUCGUCAAACACAUAUCACUUUAGGUGGUGCAGGGCCGAGGAAGACUUGAAGAGAUGGGACCCGCACACAUUGCACCACCAUACCUUUAUUUGGCAGUAAGUUAAUAACAACGUUCCAAUGUGUCUGUCCACUGUCUGUCUGUCCACCUGACACCAGAGCCCAUCUCACGCUUUACAUUGCAGUUUCCACCAAGACAACAUUUGGUCAGUGGCUAGUUUUGCUAUUUCCUACACAAACGUUCCUCUUUAAAAUGACUUUAGUUUACAGCAGCCAGUCACUGUAAAUUGUAAAGGUCACACCACUCCUCUUCUCCUGUUGUUAUUUCACUAGUGCUGCUGCCAUGGACUCUGUCCUCACAACGCACUGGAAUUUACUGCUAUUACUGUUAAUACCUUUAAUCAGCAGUCGGGGGACAGAGAGGGCGGCAGAGAGGGGGAAGGGGUGUUAGUAAAGAGUAAGUAGGGAUGGUUACAGGGAAAAAUGUUUACCACAUGCUAAUGUUAUAUCAGAGUGCAAUGGUGUAUUGAAGCCGUGUCUUCAAAGUAUGUGUCUGCACAGUGGCGAUCCAUCCAUUCACCUGUUAGUGCUUAGCUUUUACUACUGACAUCACUAUCACUUUAAACUCCCAUCCUGUUCUUCACAAUUUGGCCUAUGAAGAUUUUCUGAUAAACUGUGGUCAGAGUGGCUGCAGCGGCUACAAAAAUAUGGUUGGCUUACUGCAAUGUGACCAUGCACACUAAAUCUAGGCCGUGUUCAUUAGGGCAUGCAAUGUAAAAUGUUUAGCAACGGAAAAUGUGUGUUUUUCAUUGGACAAUUCCAGGUAGUCCCUCUCUUUUUCAGUCUGUUUUCUUUAAUUUGCUACCUAAUGAAAUUAACCCUGCAUUAAUUAUUGGGUUGUGCCAGACAGUGUACCCUCUACUACUCAGAGUUGAGCAACAAUAAAAAAGAAAUUGAGACAGACUGAAGAGUUAACAGACAGACAUUCCUGUAAGGAACUGCUCUGACUGAGCUUGUUUAGUUUGUUAGAAAGAACACUACUGUACAGAAAGCUGGCGUCUGCGACCCAGACCCUUUGUUGUCCUAGAAUCUAGAGUAGUCUGUUCAGACAGAGGGCCCUGUAGACUUGUAAAGAUUGAUGACGGAGGAAGAGAGAGGGAAAGAGGUUUAAAAAAGAGAGAGGAAGAGAGAGAUAGAGAGAGAGAGAUAGAGGAAGAGAAUAUGAGGAGGAGAGAAAGGGGAAGAGAUGGAGGGAUAGAGGGGGAGAAAGACAAGGAGAGGGAGAGAGAGAGAAAAAGAGAGAGAGAAGACGAGAGUGUGUGAGAGAGAGAGAAGGUGCAGAGUGAAAAAGACCUGACCUAUAAGAGGGAGGGAGAGGGAUAGAUAGAGGGAGAGAGAGGGAGAGGGAUAGAUAGAGGGAGAAAGAGGGAGAGGGAUAGAUAGAGGGAGAGAGAGGGAGAGGGAUAGAUAGAGGGAGAAAGAGAGAGAGGGAUAGAUAGUGGGAGAGAGAGGGAGAGGGAUAGAUAGAGGGAGAAAGAGAGAGAGGGAUAGAUAGAGGGAGAGAGAGGGAGAGGGAUAGAUAGAGGGAGAGAGAGGGAGAGGGAUAGAUAGAGGGAGAAAGAGGGAAUGAGAAAUAAGGAUAGAAGGAGAGCACAGUGCCUGGGUCUUUAGCUCUGUGGGCUAACUGUACUUUGAACGAGAGUAAUAUAGAGGGAUAGAUAGAGGGAGAGGGAGAGAGAAAAGAAAGAGGGAAAGAUGUAGGUCUUUGCCUCUGAGGGCUAACUGUAUUUUGACUACUCUCCUAAUCUGAUGGUGUUUAUUUGCCUUCCCCGGGGCCACCUGACCACAGGACAGGUACAGAUGUAUAGACCUAUUUCACUCCCCGGGAUAUUUUUAAACUCCUUUUCCACAUAUUUUACAUUUUUCAUCCUCUCUCUCUCAAUAGUCUCAAUAGUGCUUUUUUAAAGCCAAACUCUAAAUUUAGACAUCUUAUGUAUGUAUAGGGCUACCCCCCUUUUAACCCAUCUACAGAGAUGAUAUUGUGCAAGUUGGGUCUUUUCCUGGUCGUUUUAAACAUCAACAUCACCGUCUCCUUAGAGACCUAAGCACACACUGACUGAACUGACUGUACCACUUGGGAUGUGUCUCAAAUGGCGUCCUAUUCCCUAUUUAGUGCACUACUUUUGACCAGAGCCCUAUGUGAAUAGGGUGCCAUUUGGAAUGCAACCUUAGAAUGUCUCGGCUAGUGCCAGUAGCGAUGGCCGGGCUGGCAGAGAUGUGAGCCAUCAAUAGCAUGCUUAACAUAGUUGCUGCUAUCAGACCAUGGGCCGUGGUUCUGUAAUGAAAUGUGUGCGUGCUGCAUGGAUGGACUUAACCUCUGCCUCCUGGAACCCCUGGACAAAGAGACUGUAGGGAGAAACAGCAUGGAUGGACUUAACCUCUGCCUCCUGGAACCCCUGGACAAAGACACUGUAGGGAGAAACAGCAUGGAUGGACUUAACCUCUGCCUCCUGGAACCCCUGGACAAAGACACUGUAGGGAGAAACAGCAUGGAUGGACUUAACCUCUGCCUCCUGGAACCCCUGGACAAAGAGACUGUAGGGAGAAACAGAUUAAAAUGAAGGGGCUAGUUAUUUUACAGUAGCCCUGCUGCCAAUCCUGGACUGCGUCCCAAAUGACAUCCUAUUCUCAACUACUUAUGGGCCCUGGUCAAAAUUGCACUACAUAGAGAAUAUAAUGCCAUUUAGGAAGUAAUCGUUAUUAUAGCAGCAACACGGAGAGGGGAAGGGAAAUAGGGGAAUGCGCCCCGCUCUGGAAUGCAGUCUAGUACAGGUGUUUUCUGUGUCCUCUGAGACAUUUAAUGCCACUUUAACGAGGGGUUCAUUCAGUGAGGGCUCUGAGCUUCAGGAACACUGAAGAAUGGACCUUUUCUUCUGAUCCCCUUAUCUGUUUAUGUGAGGCUUGGAACCCCUUUUAGCUGGUCAGCUGGCGGACUCACGGGAUGGGCUGCCUUCUCCCUUUCAGCUUGGCUUUCAGGGGCUGCUCCAGCUCAGACAAAGUCACCCUGAAUGGGGCGUGUGUGUGUUAUUCCUCCCCCUAGCAGUAGAGAAAUCUAAUCAAAGUUUAUUGUUCGCGUACACAGUUUAGCAGAUGUUAUAGCGGGUGCAGCGAAAUGCUUAUGUUACUAGCUCUUAACAAUACAGUAAAAUAUCAAACAAGUACACACACACAAAAAUAGAAAUCAAGAGUAUGUUACAGUCCCUUAUGUCUCUCUGGAAAGAGAUCCUCGCUCUGAGCGCAUCUACUUUAUUGUCCAGGGACUGAAUGUUAGCGAGUAAUAUACUCGGAAGCGGUGGAUGGUUUGCUUGCGGCCUGAGUCUGACUACAUUUACAUUUUAGUCAUUUAGCAGACGCUCUUAUCCAGAGUGACUUACAGUUAGUGAGUGCAAACAUUUUUCAUACUGGCCCCCCGUGGGAAAUGAACCCACAACCCUGGCGUUGCAAGCGCCAUGCUCUACCAACUGAGCUACAGGGGACCCCAUCAACCUUUUUUUGGUUUAGCACCCAGGAUGAAUGGGGCUGCUUCGGGAAGUUCGAACAAAGGAUCCACAAAAAUGUGUCAGACCCCCAGUAGUCCUGCUUCAGCCAUUCCACCAAUUCAGAGAGAGGUGGCGGUGGAUACAGGGUGGGGGGAUGAGGGGUAGAGUAGGGUGUGGGUGUGUGUAUUAUUCUUAGAUCCACUACUCUCAAGAGACAGACAGCUUUCUUCUCAUUUCCAAUGAAAACAUUGUCCACUUUGCAGCUAACUGAAGAAGCGUUUUUGUUCUAAUGGAUUAAGUUUCCACGUUAGAGGAAUAACCUUUUCUCCAUAUUUAUAAAUCAGUAAAAACCUCUUCUAGGGAGUUUUUCACGUGUUAUAAGCAAUUACAUAAACACACAAACUCCUAACAUUACAAUUAUACAAUAAUUAAAACCAUUGUAAAACCAUUAAAACCAUGAGUCAUGUGUAGCUCAGUUGGUAGAGCAUGGCGCUUGCAACGCCAGGGUUGUGGGUUCGAUUCCCACGGGGGACCAGUAUGAAAAAAUUUGUGCAGUAACUGUAAGUCGCUCUGGAUAAGAGCGUCUGCUAAAUGACUAAAAUGUAAAAUGUAAAUGAUGCUAAUAAAACCAUGCCAACAGUCUCUGGAGAGCUUUGUUCAUCAUGCUCACCACACAAAUCACCAUCCAUCCAUUUCUCCAUCUAUGCAAGUCCAUUUAGCUCAAACAAUACCCCUUCUUUAUACAGUAUGAAUCAGGACUGAAACAUUUAAUCUCUCAUUUCAAGCACUUUGAACGGUGAGGCUGGAGACUUGAAGGGGAGUAUUGAUGGGGAAAGGAAUGAAUUGUCCUCUGUCUGUAAAUGAUGCUACCAGGUUAGUCUGGUCUCAAUCUGCUGUAUUAGGUAUCACCCAUCCCCUGGACAGAGAGCAGACAUACAGCCCCUAGAUGGGGUUGAGACAAGUAGAGAGCUAACAGUAGGCUCAUUCAUGUGUGGGACAAAGUAUGUAUUUUCAACAGUUUCAACCACAGAAUUAAAUAGAACACUAGAAUGGACAUUGGCUUUCCAGACAAUGUGACUAAUGGACAGCCAUCUUGGUAAGGGAAAUCUUUCAUUAUUUCACCUCUCCCUUAUGUCUAUAGAUGUCAGUGAGUGCUCCAGUAACCCAUGCCAGAACGGAGGGACCUGUGUGGAGGGAGUCAACCAAUACAAGUGCACCUGUCCACAGAGCUGGAGUGGAUCCAACUGUCAGCACCAGACACAGACAGGUCAGCAGUACCAGACUUCAUACACAUGAGAGCCUACCAUAGGACAUAGGAUCUAGAGACAAUUGCAUGAUAUUGCUAUUUGUUACUAUCUCACAUAUGAUGUUCUGUUGUACAUACUGUAUUUGUGGAUAUCUGUGCAUUGUUGUUAGUAUGUGUUGUGUUGUGGUAUGUCUGUCUAUGUGUUGUCAAGUCCUUGAUAUGUGUAUGUCCUUGUCUUUGUUGUUUGUCCAUGUAUUGUCAUGUACGUCUGCACGGUUGUGUUGUGGUUGUGCUGUGAUUGUAUUUGUGCCUGUGCUUUUUGUGCAUGGUUGUGGUUGUGUUGUCCAGUGGUGCACAGGCCCUCUCCGGGCCGCCGGGCGAAGUUUAAGCUCCUCCCUCUCCCUCUCUCGCGUUCAGCGCCGCCCGAGUGGAGCGUCAUGAACGACCCGGCAUUCAGCAGACGACCCCGUUGUGCCAAGGUGGACAGAGCCCAACACUGUAGCUGCGACGCUGGCUUUCACAUGAGUGGUACUUCGGACAACAGCAUCUGCCAGGGUGAGACAGUCAAUGUGAUGCUGUGUUUCAUAUGAGUGGUACUUCGGACAGCAGCAUCUUCCAGGGUGAGACGGUCAAUGUGAUGCUGUGUUUCAUAUGAGUGGUACUUCGGACAGCAGCAUCUGCCAGGGUGAGACAGUCAAUGUGAUGCUAUGUUUUAUAUGAGUGGUACCUCAGACAACAGCAUCUGCCAGGGUGAGACAGUCAGACAGUGAUCUAGCCUGGUUAGUUUGGUUAUAUUAACAUGGUUAGUCUUGUUCAGUCUGGUUUAACCAGGCUAUGCCAAAGUGGACAGAGCCCAACACUGUAGCUGUGAUGCUGUGUUUCAUAUGUGAUUAUUAUUAUAUUAUAUUAUUAUAUGAGUGGCACCUCAGACAACUCCCAUCUGCCAGGGAAAGACUGGCCUUAUCCAGAAACAACCCCUAGCAUCUAGCCCCUACCCACUAAACACUAGUUAGGAUCUGAGAGGAUUGGAUAGAUUUAAGAAAUAUGGUGGCGAUAUCUCCACCUUCCAAUAAUUUGAAAGAUAACAAAUACUAUUUGAACCCAGGUCUGCUGCUUGACAUGGCUGCAAUGUCCAGACCCUGGAGCACCCCUUUCCCUCUCCUGUGCUGUUCCAGGAAUGUCAUGUUAUUGGUCCUGACUCUUAAUUAGGCAUUAAACAACUCUCUCCUGACCCCAUGCCAGACAGAACAGAUCAGAGAUUCGACAGAGGGGCUCUUGCUUUUACCCCAAAUCCUUCUACCUACUGUAUCCUUCUACCUAUCCCUCUCUUUGUGAGGACAAAUGCUGGGAGACGCGAAGCAAGUACAGGGAGUGAACAUUUAAUAUAUACAGACAUGAAACAAAACACGGACAGCGUCUGGACAGGGGAAACAUAACAACAUCAAUGCAGACACGGGGAUCAAACUGAGGAACAGACAGAUAUAGGGGAAGUAAUUAAGCAGUGAUGAAGUCCAGUUGAGUCCAAUGAAGCGCUGAUGCGCGUAACAAUGGUGACAGGUGUGCGUAAUGAUGGGCAGCCUGGCGCCCUCGAGCGUCAGGGAGGGGGAGUGGGAGCAGGCGUGUGUCACGACUUCCGCUGAGGCUGCCUCCCCUCCUUGUUCGGGCAGGCUUCGGUGUUCGUCGUCACCGGCUUACUAGCUACUGCCGCUCCAUAUAUCAUCAUUCCAUUUGUCUUGUCUUGUCAGUUACACACACCUGGUUCUUAUCCCCUCAUUAGUCUGUAUAUAAGUGUUCCCUAUGCCCCCCUUGUCCUUGUGGGUGAUUGUUAUUUGUGAGAGUAGUGUAGCUCGGUGGAGCUACUUGCACUUUGUAUUGCCAGGGUAGAUAUUUCCCCAGUGCCUGUAUAUUGUUGGAGUAUCCCGUACCGUGUAUUGCCAGGGUAGAUAGUUCCCCUGUGCCUGUUUUCGUGUGUCGCUAUCCAGCGCAAUUGUGUACGACGGAAUAAACUCUGUAUUCUGUGAUUUACCCUCCUGCGCCUGACUCCUUCUAUCACACUCAUCACAGAAUCACCACCAACUAUGGAGUCAGAGGGAGAGGAGCGCAUGCCUGGAGUCGUGGCACGGGUCCAGGAGCAUUCCACGAUACUGGCCAGCUUGAGGGAAGCGAUGGAUCGGGUUCUUCAGGUCGUCCAACGCCUGGAGAGGAGAGGACCCGAUCUGUCGAGACCAGCUGGCCAACCGGAUCCAGCCACCUACACCCCAGCACCUGGAGGGAUCCAGAUAUCCCGACCACGGCCAUUCGACGGGACGGCGGCGCUCUGCCAGCUCUACUUCUCCAGCAUCAGGCCGGCCCCAUCGGAGCGGGAGAAGGUGUCCGUCCUCGUUUCCUGCCUCUCGGGGAAAGCCCUGGAGUGGGCCAACGCGGUUUGGAACGAAGGAGGAGCCGCGUUGGAGAACUACGGGGAGUUCGCUCACCUCUUUCGGGCGGUCUUCGAUCACCCGCCCGAGGGUCGAGAGGCGGGCGAGCGGCUGGUCCACCUGAGGCAGGGGACGAGGACCGCGCAGGACUUUGCGUUGGAGUUUCGGUCUCUGGCAGCGGGAUCCGGGUGGAACGAGCAGGCCCUGAUCGACCAUUUCCGGUGCCAUCUGCAGGAGGACGUCCGACGGUAGCUAGCCUGCCGGGACACCAUGUUGUCUUUCACGCAACUGGUGGACAUGGCCAUCCGUUUGGACAACCUGCUGGCAGCCAGAGGACGUCCUGGUAGGGGUCUGCCCGUUUCCACCCCGGACGACUCGGAUCCCGAGCUGAUGGAGCUGGGUGGAGCCGCUGUCCGAGAGACCGGAGGACGACAGCGACAGUGCCACUCUGGUGGCACGAAGGGACAGUACACCACACGUAGUCGUCAGCACUCUUUUGGGUCUGGAGGCGGCAGGCAGGGCACUCUUCGCAUCACCCCAGGUAUCGAACACCCACACUCGUUCAGAGCCCUCUGCUGCACACUGUACCCUACCUAUCUACUUUCCUGAUCACAUGGUAGUUCCCCAGUGUAAGGCGCUAGUUGAUUCAGGCGCAGCUGGGAACUUUAUGGACAGGGCAUUCUCACGCCGUUAAGGCAUUACAUUGGUUCCCCUAUCCAUUCCACUCCCCAUCAGAGCACUUGAUAGUUGACCAUUAGGGUCUGGGUUUGUUAAGGAAGUUACUGUACCAGUCACCAUGAUCACCCAGGAGACUCAUUGUAAGCAGGUUACUUUUUCUAUUAUUGAGUCUCCUGCUUUCCCUGUGGUAUUGGGUAUCCCUUGGCUAGCACUCCACAACCCCACCUUCUCAUGGCCGCAGAGGGUUCUCACGGGGUGGUCGCGAGAGUGUCAAGGUAGGUGUGUAGGUGUUUCCGUUGGUGCAACCACGGUGGAAAGUCCAGACGGUACCUCCACUGUGCGCAUUCCCCCCGAAUACCAUGAUCUGGCGCACGCGUUUUCUAAGACGCAAGCGACCAAAUUACCAACUCAUCGGGCGGGGGAUUGCGCGAUAAACCUUCGGGUAGAUGCUGUACCUCCCAUGAGUCAUGUGUACCCCCUGUCGCAGGCUGAAACGGAAGCUAUGGAAACAUACGUCACUGAAUCCCUGGGCCAGGGGUAUAUACGUCCCUCCACUUCACCUGCCUCCUCAAGUUUCUUCUUUGUGAAGAAGAAAGACGGCAGUCUGCGCCCGUGCAUUGAUUAUCGAUCACUGAACAAGGAGACGAUAAGAUUUAGUUAUCCUCUUUCCCUAAUUUCUUCAGUGAUUGUUUCAAUGCAUGGGGCGCACUUCUUCACCAAAUUAGAUCUCAGGAGUGCAUACAACCUGGUGCGUGUUCAGGAGGGGGAUGAGUGGAAGACAGCAUUCAGCACAACCACGGGGCAUUAUGAAUACCUGGUGAUGCCCUACGGUUUGAUGAAUGCUCCAUCCGUCUUCCAGUCCUUUGUGAACGAGGUGUUUCGGGACAUGCUUGGUCGCGGUGUGGUGGUCUACAUCGAUGACAUCCUGGUGUAUUCCGCUACGCGCGCCGAGCAUGUGUCCCUGGUUCACAAAGUGCUGGCCCGACUGUUGGAAAAUGACCUUUAUGCCAAGGCAGAGAAGUGUAUGUUUUUCCAGCAGUCCGUCUCCUUCCUCGGAUACCGCAUUACCACCUCAAGUGUGGAGAUGGAGGGAGAUCGCAUUUCAGCCGUGCGUAAUUGGCCGACUCCAACCACGGUUAAGGAGGUGCAGCGCUUCCUUGGCUUCGCCAACUACUAUCGGAGGUUUAUCCGGGGCUUUGGCAAGGUCGCAGCUCCCAUUACAUCCCUGUUGAAGGGUGGGCCAUCCCGGCUCCGCUGGUCUGCUGAGGCUGACCUGACCUUCAGUAAACUGCAGGGUCUGUUCACCUCACCCCCGGUACUGGCCCACCCCGAUCCAUCACUACCGUUCGUAGUGGAGGUGGAUGCGUCCGAGGUAGGGAUAGGCGCUGUCCUAUCUCAACGCUCGGGCACGCCACCCAAGCUCCGCCCCUGUGCCUUUUUCUCUAAGAAGCUCAGCCCGGCGGAGCAGAACUACGACGUUGGUGAUCGGGAGCUGUUGGCUGUUUUCCGAGAUUUGACCGUGUGGAGGCAUUGGCUUGAAGGUUGCGAAACACCCUUUCCUCGUCUGGAUGGACACCCGUAACCUGGAGUACAUCCGGGCAGCGAGGAGGCUGAAUUCUCGCCAGGCCAGGUGGGCCCUAUUCUUCACCCGGUUUGAUUUUACACUGUCAUACAUUCCGGGUACGAAGAACGUGAAGGCAGACGCAAUGUCCCGGCUGUAUGACAUAGAGGACAGGCCCAGAGACAACACCCCCAUACUCCCGGCCUCCUGCAUUGUGGUCACCCAGGUAUCGGUCGUACAGUGUGCUGCCUGACCGGAAGGUACUGGUGGCUUACCUUGACGUGAGGGUGUACAUCUCCUCCUGCUCGGUGUGCGCCCAGAGUAAGGCACCUAGGCACCUCCCAGCGGGUAAGUUACAACCUUUACCAGUUCCACAACGACCAUGGUCUCACCUAGUGUUGAUUUCUUGACUGAUCUUCCCCUCUCCAAAGGUAACACCACCAUCCUGGUCAUUGUGGACCGCUUUUCCAAGUCCUGCCACCUCCUUCCUCUGCCCGGUCUCCCCACGGCCCUGCAAACUGCGGAGGCCCUGUUUACUCACGUCUUCUGGCAAUACGGGGUACCAGAGGAUAUAGUGUCCGACCGAGGUCCUCAGUUCACGUCCAAGGUCUGGAAGGCAUUCAUGGAACGUCUGGAUUUCUCGGUCAGCCUGACCUCUGGGUUCCACCCGAGUCUAAUGGGCAGGUGAAACGGGUAAAUCAGGAUGUGGGUAGGUUCCUGCGGUCCUACUGCCAGGACCGGCCGGGGAAGUGAUCGGUGUUCUUGCCAUGGGCAGAAUAUGCCCAGAACUCUCUCCGCCACUCCUCUACUAACCUAACGCCCUGGCGUACUCUGUCCGUUCUAUCCUGGAUUCGAGGCGCCGGGGGGGGGGGGGGGGGAGGCCUUCAGUACCUCGUGGAGUGGGAGGGGUACGGUCCGGAGGAACGGUGCUGGGUCCCGGUGAGGGAUAUCCUCGAUCCCUCGCUGAUGCGAGAUUUCCACUGUCGCCAUCCGGCUCGCCCUGCUCCGCGUCCUCCUGGCCAUCCCAGAGGCCAGGGUCAGCCCUGCUGGAGCUGCGCAUCAAGGGGGGGGGGGGGGGGGGGGGGUACUGUCACGACGUCCGCCGAGGCUGCCUCCCCUCCUUGUUCGGGCAGGCUUCGGCGUUCGUCGUCACCGGCUUACUAGCCACUGCCGCUCCAUAAUUCAUCAUUCCAUUUGUCUUGUCUUGUCAAUUACACACACCUGGUUCUUAUCCCCUCAUUAGUCUGUGUAUAAGUGUUCCCUCUGCCCCCCUUGUCCUUGUUGGUGAUUGUUAUUUGUGAGAGUAGUGUAGCUCGGUGGAGCUACUUGCACUUUGUAUUGCCGGAGUAGAUAUUUCCACUGUGCCUGUAUAUUGUUGGAGUAUCCCGUACCGUGUAUUGCCAGGGUAGAUAGUUCCCCUGUACCUGUUUUCGUGUGUCGCUAUCCAGCGCAAUUGUGUACGACGGAAUAAACUCUGUAUUCUGUGAUUUACCCUCCUGCGCCUGACUCCUUCUAUCACACUCAUCACAGCGUGACAGUCUUUCUAUUCUUCUGUGCUGUAUUCCUGUCUCGAUCCUUGUAAAUAUAUGACUCAAGGGCAGGAAUGAUCAACUAGAUUCAGGCUCGGGACAAUUUCUUCUUGAGCGGAUGGUCGGGGGGGCUGGAACAUAAUUACAAAUAAUUUGUAAACUGCAAAUUGACCGCAAGAAGCCCAUACAAAUACAAUAUUUGACUAAAACAUAAUCAUUUCAAACCUUCUUUACAUUUCUAUACGAUCAAAUAUCUCUCUAUUAUGUGUGGAAAUACUUGGGAACCGAUUUCCAAAAUUAAAAUCACUUGGAGCUGAUUUCCUGGUGUUUUUAUAGUCUUUUAUGUCCAACCAUGAAAAUAAAUCAGUUAGUUUUUUGCUCCGAAAACUUGAGGGGCCAAAUGAAACCACUCUCCCCCCCUCCUCUCUCUCCUUCUCCCAGAUGUGAACGAGUGUGAGGUGUACCGGCUGGACCAGGGGGGCAAGCUGUGUGUGUAUGAGUGUGUCAAUGUCCCUGGCUCCUACCAGUGCUCCUGCCCCAGAGGCUACAAGCUGCUGCCUGAUGGAAGGAGCUGUGAGGGUGAGUGACAGGAGGGUAGGAGGGUGUGAGGGGAUGGAGGGGGGAAGGGAGGGUAGGAGGGGAUAGAGGGAUGCGGGCAGAAUGGAGGGUAGAAGGGAAUGGAGGGAUGCAGGGCGGAAGGGGGGUAGGAUGGGAUGGAGGAUAGGAGAGGAUGGAGGGCGGUAGGGAGGGUAGGAGGUAGAGGUCUUCAUGGUUUCAACAGACCCGAAAUUCCAAGAUCCACCAGGGACCCAAGCCGGUCCUAGUCCUAGAUUCUGACUUUUGUCUUGGAUCUGGGUCUGGUCUGAUAUAAUUGCCAGGGGUCUCUGGGAUGUGCAAUUAAAAUGUAUUAACAGACUGGACCCGAUUGCACCUGUACUCAGUUAAUUUAGUGUUUGUGUGAUGAGAACGCGAGCUUGUUAUCUGUGUCAGCCAAUUGCAACUCAAUAAAACGUAUAGCUUAUAUCCAGCUGAAACUGGUUCCGGCUAUUCGCCUCAAGUGCGCCUGCUGCUGAGGAGAGAGAGCGAGAGAGUGAGUGAAAGGAGCCUUGGCCUAGGCUACUGUUGAUUGCGAAGUUGGUCCUUUUUCAUUUAAGAAAAUGUUCAGAUAGAGGAGAAAGAGUAUAGUGAAAAGAAGCCGAGAAGGGGAAUGUCCUCGGGGACGACAAGGGGAAUGUCCUCGGGGACGACAAGGGGAAUGUCCUCGGGGACAAGUUUGAAUUUUGUAGUGGACAAAGAUGAGAAGGACGUUGGCGUGGCUGUGUGCAACUCGCUAUUCAGGUUUGAUGCAAUUUUCUACCUUUUUUAUUGAUUUAUUUUCGUAUUCAUUAUCAAUUGUUUAGUCGUUAAUAUUAUUGUAAAUCAUUAUGAUUAUUAUGAUUAUGAUUAUGAUUAUUAUUGUUGGACUAUUUAAUCAUCAAAACCAGUUCUUUAAAUAGCCUAUGCAAAAAUUGUUUUGUUUCUUUUUGUUGAGACAUUUUCGUGGCUAAAUUCAGUUCUGUCUUUAAUUUUGUACUCCGAAUUUAGUUUAAGGUUAAAAGUAGGCCUGUUGUAAAAUAAAUAGUAUUAGCCUCUUGCUGUCAUUUGUUGGGUAGGCCUACGGUAGGCAAUUGCCAUUUGUUGGUAAUUAAUGUAAUGCCGCAAUAUAAUAACCUAUUUGUAUUUUCCCUAUAAACAAUGACUUGACUUACUUUUGAUAUUACCCUGAUAAAGUUAAACAACGUUUGUGAAGGUUUGGUGUGGUAUGGCUAUUAUUAGGCUUAGCUACAGCAGGCCUAUAAAGGCAAUGCGCACCGGCACUCCAACUGACUCCAACUGACUCCAACUGAGUCCAACUGACUCCAACUGACUCCAAUUGACUCCUCUAGAUGCACACACACACUACAUGUUAAUGUUUUUAAAUGUAUGUAAGUUACAUUGUAAAGUAUUUUGUCUGUCAUGUAUUUUUCGUUAUGUGUCGGACCCCAGUAAGACUAGUUGUCGCCAUUUCCUUCGGCUAAUGGGGAUCCUAAUAAAUCAAAUCAAACAUCUUGAGGAAGAAUGUUUUAGGACUACCAGAGUUACUCCUUUAAUCUAACAAUAAUGCGUAUCAUUAUCAAAUAUAUUCUGAGCGAAAAUUCACGAAUUAGCGUCCUUCUGUACACCUAUAUCUGUAUAGCAGUAGUAGCCUAUCUGACAAGUAUAAAUAAAUCCAUGUCGAUGUCAGGAACAUGGCGCCGGCAUAUCUCUAUCUUCCUCUCGGUCUCUCUAGGGCUAGGCCUAAGCUUGUCUCCUUUAAUAUUUAUUUUUUAAAUAUUAAUAUCAUACUGUGGACACUUAGGCCUUAUACAUGCAAUGCCCUGAUGCAUGUAGCCUAUCGCUCAAAUCUCCAACAGCUGAACCGUGAGGUAGACAACUAUUGUUUUAGGAAAGUAAAAACCAAUAAAACAAAAGACUACUAUCGAAACACAACUAACGUUAAUAGUUUUUUGGGUAAUUUGUUAUAGGCAGUUUUUAAGGACAAAUAACUGUGGAUCAUUUGGCCAAUAUCGCUUGUUUAUUGAUGGCGCUGGCAGUGCCCAGUUGGAGGUGUCUUUCUCUCUCUCUUUCUCUCAGGAUCUGAACAGGUCUGUCGAAUCCCAAACAGCACGGGUCUGUUUUGGUCUGUUUUCCACUGUGCUUUUCGGAAAGGGUGUGACUGUCCUCGGUUUCGUUCGGAAUAUAUAUAUAUAUAUAUAUACAGUAUAUGCAUAUCGGGUCGGGUGGGAAAGCCACGGAUCCAUUUCGGAACGGAUCCAACUUUUUGGACCGGUGAAGACCUCUAGUAGGAGGGGAUGGAGGACAAUGGCCCAUUCAUUUCCAUGGGUUUUGGCUGUGGCUCUAUGCAUGGGGCUGCAGCGCUGGGCUUAUAACUACAAAGCUACAGGCAGGGAGGGCCAGACGGGCUGUGUCUGGAAACGUUAGCUGUCAAAUCCUUGUGUCCUUGCUUCCUUGUGCUUUGAGAGGAAUUGAGUAAACAAGGCUGGAGGAUGGAGGAAGCAAUGAUUUGAUGGCUGGGUCAUUCAUACCAUCUAUAGCCUUUUGGACCACAUAACUUUUUUGGGGAAAAGUACCCUAUAUUUUUCAUUUGUUUAGCAUUCUAUCAGAAAAAGGACUUUCAGAAAAACAUAUUGGUCAAGCUCAGGCACUUAAAUCUCUAGAUGCAUAAUACACUACAGUCAUUGCAUAAUCCUAACAUGGUGGAACCUAACAGGGUGGAAAUAUGGAACCUAAAUUAGCCAUAUCUCUGUGGGUGAUUGAGAUUAAAGGAAAAAUCCACCCAAAACCACUAAUUCCUAUAAUUUACAGUGUUACAUAACACAAUAUGUUUCUCAUAGAAGUUGAUGAAUAACACCCGGGGUCAUGGGAACAUGGCAAAAACACCUACAUUGUCACGCCCUGGCUCGGGGGACUCUUAAAUGUUGAGCCAGGGUGUGGAAUUUCUGUUACAUUUUCUAUGAUUUCGUUCUAGAUCGUUUAUUUCUAUGUUGGCCAGGGUGGUUCCCAAUCAGAGGCAGCUGUAGCUCGUUGUCUCUGAUUGGGGACCAUACUUAGGCAGCCUGUUUUCACUAGUCAUUUGUGGGAUCUUGUUCCGUAAGGUUUGUGUUAUGACCUAGGACUUCACGUAUCGUUUGUUUUGUUGUUUUGGUUCUUGUUGUGUACACUUAAUAAAGUAUGUACGCCUAUCACGCUGCGCCUUGGUCCACAUCUGUUGACGAUCGUGAUAGAAGAUCCCACCUUGACUGGAUCAAGCAGCGUGACGAGGAGAGAGGAUGGACUUGGGAGGAGAGGAGAGAGAGUCUGGCGAGAGGGAUGGAGGCUAUGAUCACGGGGGAGAGACAAGCCCAAUAAUUUUUUAGGGGGGGGGGCUCACGCCGUGGACGACGAGGCAGCAGGAGGCCGCGAUAGAGCGGUUCAGCCGGUUAGCAGAGGAGGCCACCGGGUUACGGGGGCUAUUGGUCAUGAGGGAGAGGGAGAGUGUAGAGGCACGGCGAGAGGAACUGGUUAGGCAGCAGAAGGAGCGGAGGUUUAGAAGGAAACCCAGUCCCGCUCCUCGCACCAAGCAAGUGGUGUGUGUCACCAGUCCGGUCCGGCCCGUUCCUGAUUCCCGCACAAGGCCAGUGGUGUGUGUUCCCAGUACGGUCCGGCCCGUUCCUGCUCCCCGCACUAAGCCUGUGGUGCGCGUCGCCAGCCCGGUCCGGCCUGUUCCUGCUCCCCGCACCAAGCCAGUGGUGCGCGUCGUCAGCCCGGUCCGGCCCGUUCCUGCUCCCCGCACCAAGCCAGUGGUGCGUGUCGCCAGCCCGGUCCGGCCCGUUCCUGCUCCCCGCACCAAGCCAGUGGUGCGUGUCGUCAGUCCGGCACUGACCGUGCCUGUUCCACCGGUGCCUAGUCCGGCACCGGUCAGCUGCUCCACACCGGAGCCAGAGCAAUCCGCUCCACCGGUGUCCAGUCCAGCUCCGGCCAGCGGGGCCAGACCAGACCAGGGGCGCUACGGGGGGGUAGAGAGAGAGUGGUGGUCACGCCCGGAGCCGGAUCCGCCUCCGAGGCGGAAUGCCCACCCGGCCCCUACCCCGUUGUGUUGGUGUGGCGCGGUCGCAGUCCGCGCCUUUGGGGGGGGGGGGUACUGUCACGCCCUGGCUCGGGGGACUCUUAAAUGUUGAGCCAGGGUGUGGAAUUUCUGUUACAUUUUCUAUGUUUUCGUUCUAGAUCGUUUAUUUCUAUGUUGGCCAGGGUGGUUCCCAAUCAGAGGCAGCUGUAGCUCGUUGUCUCUGAUUGGGGACCAUACUUAGGCAGCCUGUUUUCACUAGUCAUUUGUGGGAUCUUGUUCCGUAAGGUUUGUGUUAUGACCUAGGACUUCACGUAUCGUUUGUUUUGGUUCUUGUUGUGUACACUUAAUAAAGUAUGUACGCCUAUCACGCUGCGCCUUGGUCCGCAUCUGUCGACGAUCGUGACAUACAUCCACUGAAAAAAAAGUUUUCAAAAUGCAGAAAAUUGUGUUUUUAAGGUAAAGGGCACCUGACCUUAUAUUUAAAGCCUUUUGGAAUCCACCUUUUACACAAUUUUACAUUCAAUAAGAAGUUAUAUUUUCUGGGAACAGAAAAGGCACCGCAUUGUAGGAAUGCUGUAGCUCAGUUGGUAGAGCAUGGCGCUUGCAACGCCAGGGUUGUGGGUUCGUUUCCCACGGGUGGCCAGUAUGAAAAUGUAUGCACUCACUAACUGUAAGUCGCUCUGGAUAAGAGCGUCUGCUAAAUGACUAAAAUGUAAAUGUAAAAUGUAGGAAUGACCCAGCUAGACACAGCCUGGUUCCUGGCUAUGGCUCUGUAUAAUGGGUAUAAUGGGGCUGAUGGGGUUGUGGUGCUUAUCACUCCUAAGCUACAGGGAGAGCAGUGAUUUACAUGAUUUACUCUGCUUGCUAGACCCAUUAGGACACACCAAUGGAGCUUCCAGUACAUUAAUAAAGGUGAAAUCCUUCCUCCAGCCUCUCUCCCCUGACCCCUGUCCGUAGUCCUCAGUCCAGUUUCAUCUGUAGCUUCUCACACUGCUCUGCUGCUGGCCAGUGGAAUGGAUGAGAGAAUGGUAGAGGAAGGAUGGAAUAGAAGGAUGGAGAGAAUAAAGGGAUAAACAAAUCAUGGUUUAGCUUAGCUAUGGAUGGAGAGAGAGAGAGAGCAAGAGAGAGAAAGAGAAGACUGGUGGCUGUAUGUAUUUCUGUGGAUGUGUUCAGGGCCCAGCCUUUCUCUCUGGCCUGGCCAUAGUCUCUACUCCCCAGUCCAGUUUCAUCAGCUCCCCUGUAGCUUAUGAAGCGUUACCUUCUCUGCUGGCCAGCGGAAGAACAGAUGACCUCACUACUUCCCAGCAGAACAGACCAGAAGGAAUGUCUUGAUCCAGGAUGUGAGACGAGUCGUUUGGGGGAGACUAAACUGAACAACCAAAUAAACAGUCAGUCCCACAGUCCUCUAGUCUAGCCCUCCUGUCCGCCUGCCCCGACGAUGGUAACCAGGAAGCAGGGUGCCAGUCAGGCGGGUCAGAGGCUGGACGUCUCAAUCUUUAUUUCUCUGUUUAAUUUAUUCUCUCAUUCUCUCUCUCUUUCUUUUCUUUCUCUCUGUCCUACCCCCCCCCCCUCUCUCUCACUCUCCCUCUCUCAUCUCUCCCCCUCUCUCUUUCAUUCCUCUCUCAUGGUGUCCUCCAGAUGUGGAUGAAUGUCUGACCCAGCAGCACAACUGCAGUAGAGGAACAACAUGUAUCAACACUGGAGGAGGGUUCCAGUGUGUGAGCCCUGAGUGUCCCCGAUCACACGGCAACAUCAGCUACGUCAAGACGUCUCCCUUGUAAGUAGAUACAGAUAGACACCCCCUGGUCUGUGUCUGUGUCUGUGUCUGUGUCUGUAUUAUUCCUCCCCCAGCAGUAGAAUAAUGUGUCAGACCCCCAGUAGUCCUGCUGUAGGCAUUCACCAAUCCAGAGAGAGGUGGCGGUGGAUACUGCCACGCUGUGUGUGUUAUUCUUAAUCCCGUGAUAGAGCCACUACUCUCAAGUGACAGACAGCUUUCUUCUAAUUUCCAAUGAUAAUAUUGUCCACUCUGCGGCCAAAUGAAGAAACUUUUUUGUUUUGCAAUUAUUAAGUUUCCAAUCUAGAGGGAUAGCCAGAUAUACAGUAUAUCUUCUGCAUACUUAUUCAUUUGCUAUAGGUUUUAGGGAAACAAACACACAGUCACUGGAAGGCGUGUGUCUCUUAAAAUGAUACAGGAACUCAUAGGAAUGCUCAUAAAACCAGACCAGUAUGACUUAAACAAAUUAUGUGAGUAGAAAAAUCUCAAAACAAUACAGUUUCUUCAUACAGGACGAAUCAGGACUGAAACAUCUCGUCUCUCAUUUCAAACACUUUGACCAGGGAUGCUUGACCGAGUACUAACGGGGAAAGGAAUUCAUUGUUCUCUGUUUGUAAAUGAUGGUACCAGAUUGUGUGUGUUUCAUUCUGUGUGCUGUGUACUCAUUUGUAUGUUCAUGUCACUAGAGUCUAUCGCUCUCAAAAUAAGUCAAAAUGACAUCAACAACUCCUCUCUUCUCCCCCACAGUCAGUGUGAGAGGAACCCCUGUCCCAUGGAGAGUCGUUCCUGUCACCUGGCUCCUAAGACGGUCUCCUUCCACUACCUCUCCCUCCCCUCUAACCUCCAGACCCCGGCUACCCUGUUCCGCAUGGCGACUGCCGCCGCCCCCGGCCGCCCUGGCCCAGACAGCCUGCGAUUCGGCAUCGUUGGGGGCAACAGCCGCGGGAUGUUCGUGAUGCAAAGGUCGGACCGCCAGACGGGUGAACUGAUCCUGGUUCAGGGGUUACGAGGACCGCAGGAUAUCAGUGUUGAUGUGGAUAUGUCCGAGUAUAGUGACCGCACCUUCCAGGCUAAGCAUGUGGCGAAGGUGCAUGUUCUUGUGUCGGCGUAUAACUUCUGAGGAGGAUGGACAGACAUGAGGAACAAGUGAGAGGGACAGAAGGAGGGAGAAGGAGAAGGAUAAAAAAAAUAGCAAUGGAGGGAGGGAGAAACGAGUGAGAAGGACAGAGGGAGAAGGAGAAGUUAAAAGAAAAUGAGAGAGAGGGACACAGACACAGAAUUGUUUGGACUGACGUUGACUAUAAAGUAUAUUAGUGAAGAUGUAACUGAAAUGAAUGAAUGGUUGAUUGAGGGAGUUAAUGAAUGAGUGUGAGUGACUAAACAUUUGUAAAACAAACUGACAAAGUGGUAAUGGAAUAGUAAUAUUAUUUUUCUUUCAUUCGCUCAGUAGUUGGGCCCUGGGGUUGCCAUAGUGACCGGAGGCGGCGCUCGUGUAUGUGCAAUGCCAUUGGCUAGAUCUGUCUAAAGGCCCACUGCUUAAUUUACUCCACUUAGUUUUCGUUAAAGCUAAUGAUCAAAAACGGCUGUAAAUAUCACAGAGUAGGCCUUUAAGAGUCAUGAACCCCUGUCUACUUCCAAAGUGUCACCCUAUUUCCUAUUAAGUGCACUACUUUUUAGUGCACUACGUACGGAAUGGGGUGCUAUUUGGGAUGCACACCCUGUAUAACAUGGCUCUGAUUUAUCUGAAUAUUUUGUUGCUGUUGUUUAUUGUUACAUACUCAGUGAUUCAAUGCAGUGUGCUUUUACAAUUUCUAUCAUUUACACCUGUUUUUUUACUGGCUUGCUUCGUGAGGACCUAAACUCUUAGAACAACUAAGAGCGGUUUUUAUUUAGUUGAGUUUUUUAUAUUGUACUUGGACAUAUUUCUACUAUGCUCAUAUUCGGUAUGUUAUUAAGAUAUGAUGUAAUUAUUACAUGGUAACUACAGUGAUUUGGCAGCCUUGCCAAUGCAGUGUACAAUAUAUCAGGCAUCUAAUGUUUUAAUAAGUCAUUACUAUUGCACAUAACUAUUUCUCCAUACAUGAAAUAAAGACGGUCCUACAAUACUAGUUUAGUCCCUAUCCCAAAAUGCAGUAUACAGUGAGGAAGGUCAAGUGAUCAGCAAUAUGAUCAGCAAUGUUCAGGACUAAAAUAGAAUUGAUCAGAAAUAAUUAAAAAACAUGUUUAUCAGGAAAGUCC